CCCUGAUUCCAAUCGCGAUCAACAAUAUUGUUAGUCGGUCUAAAGCAUUGCGUUUCAAUUGACUCGUGCAAGUAGGACGAGAAGGAUGCAAUCGAGAUUGCUUCAACUUCUCGUGGUGAUCCAUCCCAAGCUAUGAAGCAUGGCCUCCAGCCCACGACCGACCUCACCGCCGGUAUCGUAGGCUGGGAAAUCUGGCUCCUCUCAGCAAUAACCCUGCUGACACCAUUCGCGACAUCGGUCCUCUCGCCCGCGAUCAACACCAUUGACGCCGAAUUCGACAAUCCGGAUGCAGCAGUCGGAUCCUUAACCGUCAGCAUCUAUCUCUUCGGAUAUGUCGUUGGUCCCCUAUUCAUCGGUCCGCUUUCCGAAAUCUAUGGAAGGAAAAUUAUCCUCUGCGUGGCCAAUUUGUUCUUCUGUCUGUGGCAGCUGGGCUUUGCAUUGGCGCCGAACUUGGCGACUGGUAUUGGAGGCGCAGCGUGCUUGGCGCUCGGUGGCAGUAUCACCGGAGAUAUGUUCCGACACGAGGAGCGAGGUUUCGCCAUGGGGAUGUGGACCCUUGGACCUUUGUUCGGGCCCGUCAUUGGUCCUCUAAUCGGAGGUUUCCUCACGGAGCGUAUCGGUUGGCGAUGGGACUUCUGGAUAGUCCUUGCCGCAUCCGCACCUGUUACAGUCCUCAUCAUGAUCCUGACAAAGGAGACUUGUCAUAAAGUUCUCAUUGAACAAAAGACUGUGGAACUUCAACGAUCAGAAGGCCGUUCCGAUAUUCGAAGCUGUUAUGAUGAAACACAAGUCAACGGAACUUGGUCAAUCCUGAGAACCAGCCUCCUGCGACCCUUGAAAGUGAUGUUCCUAUCACCCAUUGUUUUCUUCCUAUCAUUAUACGUUGCAUUCAUUUUCGGCGUCGUCUAUCUGCUCUACACGACACUUCCCACCGUCUUCGAAGAUGAAAACAAUUUCUCUACCGAACAAACCGGCUAUCCCUACAUCGCUCUCGGGAUCUGGAAUAUCUCAGCAUGGCUCCUCUUCACGCUGUUAUCGGACAAACUAGUCCUCAAACUCACCGCUGCAAAUAACGGAGUCUUCACCCCUGAAAUGCGUCUCAUCACCAGCAUUCCCUCUGGAAUCCUCCUUCCCAUCAUCCUAUUCUGGUACGGAUGGAGCUCUCUCUACAAGCUACCAUGGCCAUCUAGAAUCCUCUCCCUAGUACCCUUUGGUCUCGGGAUCGUCGGACUCUACCUUCCGAUCAGCACAUAUAUCGUCGACAGCUAUCCGAUCUAUGCGGCAUCCGCGACUUCUGCAAAUGUCAUCUUCCGGAGUGUGGUGGGUGCACUUCUCCCGCUGGCCGGACCGCCUUUUUCCUUGCUCGGGUUCGUUUGCGUUGUGAUGGUUCCUUUGCCAUAUGUGUUCUACAGGAUUGGUGGCAGGUUGAGAGCGAAGCAACGAUUCUCGCUGUAGUCUCUGCUUCGGUGCUCAGAGUGCAAUGUCUGCUACACUGCAAUGCUCGGCCUUGAUAAGAAAUGACCAGGUGUGGUUUCAUGACGACGAAACGGAAGCCUUACCUUCAUAAGAUCUAUCUCCUUCCGAGAUUCAUUUUCAAAACCAAUUCAUUG
Molecule: messenger RNA, 1610 nt
Organism: Dissoconium aciculare CBS 342.82
Lineage: Eukaryota; Fungi; Ascomycota; Dothideomycetes; Mycosphaerellales; Dissoconiaceae
Product: MFS general substrate transporter
Exons: 6
Coding region: 133-1455 (440 amino acids)
Biological process (GO): transmembrane transport
Cellular component (GO): membrane
Molecular function (GO): transmembrane transporter activity
Source: RefSeq, a predicted model, not a curated record